AUGGAAGAAACAAAGGACGGUAGUACAUCAUUGUUUAUACAAUCUCAACUUCAUUCCGUAAUAGCAUCUCAACGUACUACAAUAGAAUCCCUUCGUGAGUCAAUAGCACGAGCACAUGUACCUCGAAGUGAAUAUGAUGAACUUGUUUCUCAUCUUGAAAAAUCUCAAGCUGAUGUGACUGAUCUUCGAAGUCAACUUGAUGGAUCUUUAGCUCAUUCGAAUGAUUUACAAAAUCAACUUGAUGCAGCAAAUACACUUUCAAAUCAACUUCAAAUUGAACUUGAUGAUGCUCGUACAAAAUUAACAUCAACCUAUAUUGUAUUAGAUGAAGCUUGUGCUAAAAUUGAUUUUGAACGUGCAGAAUUUGAAAAAUCAUUAGAACAUAUUCGUCGUACAACAGUUGAUAAAGUUCGUAAAAAUUCUGAAUUAUAUGCCAAAACACUUGCAAUGGAACAAACAUAUAUAGCACAACGACAAGCACUUGAUGCAAAAACAAAUGAAUUAAAACAAUUAGAAAAACGUUUAACAAAACAAGAAGAAUGUGCAACAAAUAAAAUAAAUAAAUUAGCUGUUAAAUUAGAACAAGAAAAAUUUAUUUCAAGAGAAAUUCUUCAUACAGGAACAAAUAAUUUAAUAAAAUCAAAAAAUAAAAAAUGA
Rotaria sordida is the source of this 657-nucleotide messenger RNA. The record is from the annotation of a GenBank genome assembly. NCBI's taxonomy places the organism in Eukaryota, Metazoa, Rotifera, Eurotatoria, Philodinida, Philodinidae.